UCCAGACGUCAAUAAAGUCCCAUCAAGUAGCACCGACAUGGCUCCGUCUUUUGUUUCGAGAGUUGAACUUCCGUGGAAAAGCCUCAGCCAUGAUGUGAUAGACGCGUUGAACAGUGCUGAAACUCUUAAGCCACCACAAAGGCAGGAAGUAGUAAGAAUGAUAGCUGCUGCCUGCCAAAAAGUAAAGGACCGGCCAUCAGCAAAAGAAAUCAGGAGCAUUGCGAACCAUGCUGUAAGCAAGUACCCGAGGUCACUCGGUGAUCCUGCUUCUGGGUCAAGCCCGGUUUCUUCAGUAGGCCUUGCCUACAAAAUUGAGACCCGAAUUGAGAACACACGAAGAGGCUCGAAGCGUUUUUCAGAGGCGCUCUCUGUUUCCGCAAAAAUAAGGAAACAAACCUCAAAUUCUUCUUAUGGCUGCAUUGAUUGGCAGCCAUCUACUGUCGCAUUAAUGCCCGAUGAGAUAGAAUCGGCAAAGCAAGUUUUGGCACAGCAAGCAUCAAAAGCGCCCUGUGAAGAGGACAUCCCCCUCCAGAGGAAGGCAAUGAGAGAAUGCUACCCUCUCAUCAGAGCAGAUAUAAAUUCUUCCGAUCCAGCACACUCAGCGAAGGAGAUAAAGCAGAUGUGGCCAUUACUGUUCAAGAAAGAACAUCUUCUCGACCAUUUCCACAGACUUACAGGGGUGCGACUUGAUGGAAAAUUAAGUAACGUGCCAAAUGAUGUUGUGCUGCUGCUGACGUCAUUCUUUGGGUCAAACACUGGAAAUGACGCUAUUCUAGAGUGGACAUUGAAGAUAAGUCAAGCAGAAAUGAACCUCGGAAAGAGUGAUGCUGGAAGAGUAGGACUAAUACCCCUAAUAGUCACUUAUUUCAAGGAUGACCUCAAUCAAAUGAUACAAGUGAAUGAGGCAUCUACUGAGAUGACAGCCGAUUUCCUUGACAACCUUCCAGUUUGUCCACUUGUAGUUGCGCUCGGUCAAUCGAUCUUCGAAUGCACAUGUCACUUGUUCGUGGAUAAGGAGCUGAUCAUGCCGGAUAUCACGUUGAAGCUGGCUAUCGAGUAUUUGUUUGCGGUACACUACUGCCUAAACAUCAAGUACGCUGCACGCGUAGGUGCAACACUUGAAUUUCUUCAGAGGUACCUUGUUGGCAUAUGCCAAGAGGAUGGCACUAGACAAGAAACCAAGCGACACCGAGGAACCCGAUCGAAGGUUCUGGCGGCCUGCGCAGAUAUUGCCAUUUUUAACAAAAAAUGGAGCUCUGUGAGUCUAUAUUUUGUUGUUUGGCUGACUUGAGGUAAUGACUUACACUUUUUGCUUUUCACUUUCAGCUCCUCUGAUGGCCCAAGCAACAGUGGGUUCAACCUAGU
Rhipicephalus sanguineus (brown dog tick) is the source of this 1365-nucleotide messenger RNA. RefSeq lists its product as uncharacterized. The coding region runs from base 38 to 1291 and encodes 417 amino acids. NCBI's taxonomy places the organism in Eukaryota, Metazoa, Arthropoda, Arachnida, Ixodida, Ixodidae. The record is from RefSeq and is a predicted model, not a curated record. The transcript has 5 exons.